UCGUUUCAGUUUUCGUUGGCCCACACGCUGUAACGGACGUAUUUUCGCUCUGCUCGCGCAAAAAAAAACACAGAACUGAAAGAACUGUUUUUGAGGAACGAUUUGUGUGACGUUUUUGAGUUUUGAGAAUAAUAUUUGGAACUUUUGAGUGCUUUCGCCUCCCCCCCCGUGCUAGUAGUCUCUGCCAGUGCCCAGUGCCUAGUGCCCAGUGUGUGUGCCGCGAGUGUGUUAUUUUGAGUUAUCGCGAUUGCGGCUAAGUGCAAUUAGUGCCACAAAAUUUAGUGCAAUGAAUUGGGAAAUUGUGUGCUCUAGCCAGGCGCAUCAUUAGCAAAUGAAUUAUAUCAGCAACCAGCCGCACCAUCAAAUUCGAUUCAAAUUCACUUGUGUGUGUGAGAGUUUUUGAGAGUGAGAGUUACCAACUGUUUCCAGCUCCAAAUCUAAGAUUUCAUCGAGCCAAAGCCGGACAAUCUGCGGCCAGUCACAGAUUUGCUGCUGGGAAAGUGAGGAGUCAGCAGGGAGGACUGCAAUCCCACAGCAAAUGAAAUAAGCUGCAGCGGUGCAUGCAAAGCCGUCAACAAAGAAGAGUCUAAGCCGCAGCGAAACAGCAAGAACAACAAGAGUCAGGGAACGCGGAAAAUACACCUGAAAAGGCAGCAAAAACAGCAACAGGAACAACAAGAAACAGCACCAGAAACAGCUGUAGAACAAAGAGUAACAGCAAGAGGAACGGAAAGGAGUCGCCAGGAUUGCGUUCUUGUACUUUGGACACACGUGCGCCGCGGCUGCACCGGUGCCCGUGCCCGUGUCCGUGCCUGUGUCCCUGUCUGGCCUUGGUCCCGGUGCCAGCACAACCAUGAAGCUGUCCAAGCUGUCCAACCAAACGAACUCCCAGGAUCCGCAGGCGGUUAACUCGCGCAUCUUUGUGGGCAAUCUGAAUACCUUUCAAUGCUCCAAAACGGAUGUGGAGCGCAUGUUUCAGAUCUACGGGCGACUGGCGGGCAUAUCCAUGCAUAAGGGCUAUGCCUUUGUGCAGUUCACCAAUCCCUUCGAUGCGCGCAAUGCCUGCCACGGCGAGGAUGGCAAGACGGUGCUCAGCCAGACCUUAGAUGUCAACAUGGUGGCCGAGCCGAAGGCGCACCAAAUCGGCCGAAAGCGACAGAAUGUGAGCAAAACCGGCAACGAUUGGGACUACUUCUACGACAGCUACUGCUCCUCCACCCUGCUACGCGGCGGCGGCUCCAACGGAGUGCGUGCCAAGAAACGCAAGCGCCUGAUGACCAAUGGCAAUGGCCUGGCCGUGGCCGUGCAACAGCAGCAGCAGCAGCAACAUGGACAGCAUCAUCAUAGUGCGGCUGCCGCUGUGGCCGCAGCUGCAGCAGCAGCCGUGCAUCACCAGCAGCAGCAGCAGGCACAGGCGCAGGCACAGCAAGUGCAACAUCAACAUCAACAGCAGCAACAACAGCAGCAGCAGCAUCACCAUCAGCAGCAGGUGGCUGCUGUUGCCAUGGCGGCGAUGGCCAAUUUGUUGCCACAACAGCAGCAGCUGCUGCUGCAUCAGCAGAGUUUGCUCUCGAAUGCCGCUGCCACGGCAGCAGCCACAACAGCGGCGCCCGGCGCACUCCACUGGUCGCAAUACAAACAGGAGCAUCAGCAGCAGCAGCAGCAGCAGCAGCAGCAGCACUCCCAUCAGCAGCAGCAGCAGCAGCAGCAGCCCCAGCAGCAAUUUGGAUUCCAGCUGAAGAGCAGCGUGGCUGUCCAAGCGACGACAUCGCCGCAGAAUGCAAAGUCAGCAAUAAUUGCUAAUCAAACGUCGCUCGCCGAACAGUAUUCAGGCGUUGGCAGUGGAGCUGCUGCCGCUGCUGCUGCUGCUGCUGGGGUCGGGGUCUUUGCCCACCAGCAACAGCAGCAACAACAGCAACAAUUGGGCUGCCUGCUGCAGCCAUUAACGCUGGCGUUGUCCCCACAGCAACCGCAGCCUCAUCAGGCAGCAACGCCGCUACAGUUGCACAGCCAAUUGAUGCAACAGCAACAACAACAGCAACAAAGGGAGCAGCAGCAGCAGCAACAGCAGCAGCAGCAGCAACAACGGGAGCAACAUGCACAGGAGCAAUUAAGUUUGCAUCAGCAUCUGGGACCUUUCAAAGUGUACAGCAAUCCGGACACAUUAAUCUGCGGCAAUUGUCGGGAAUGCUUUGGCGAGCUGUCUGAGUUAUUGGACCACAAGAAAAGUUAUUGCAAGCUGAGGUUCACAUGCAAGUGCCAGGAUGUUGCCUUUGCGGCCAGUGCAAAGACAGCACCGUCGAGCGCCAAAUUGCUUUGCGCCGUCUGCAAGGAUGCCUUUGCCAAUCCCUGGGAUUUGAUGGUCCACGCACAGGCCGCGCAUAUGGUUAACAUUUACGAGUUGGGCUGCGAUGAGGCAGCAGGCCAGACCCAUGCCACCAACCACACGUUGAACAAUGCCACUGCCACGGCCAAUGCAACUGUGGAGAAUGGACACGCAAUGUUGCUGGCUGAUGAGGCUGCCACAAAGCAGUUGCCUCCUGCCGCCGCCGCCGCCGUCGCUGUCGCCUCAUCAACACUUAACAAGGAGCCAAAUAACAAUCACAAAAUUAGCAACAAUAACCACAGCAGCAGCAGCACAAUCAGCAUCAGCAAUGGUCACAUGUCGCCCACAGGCGAGGCCAUUGUGCUCUCCGCUUCGGUGGAGAAUGGCGCUGCCAGCGACACGGAGACAAACUGCUUGGCGGACAUCAAAUUCAGUCCCAGUUCCAGUCCCAAGGAGGUUGUAACACACUCUCUUUAUGGUUUUGCUGUUGCUCAAACGCUUCUCUUGCAGGACCAGCAGCGUGACGACUUGUCGCUGGACGGACGACUGUCCAGCAGCCACUCGGAUGAUGUGCACCUGAAUGGGAAGCUGCUGAAUGGCUCGGUAUCCUCGCGUGGCAGCUCCCCGGGUCUCGAGACGGAUGAGGCGCCAGCCGCCACACGCGCCUGCAUUGUGCGUACUCUGAGCAUUGAGACAUCUGGCCCUACUGCUACCCCAACUGCAGCCACUGCGCUGAGCCUGAUGUCCAAUAGCCUCGGGUUGGCUCUGGCCCCGCAAUAGGCGCCCAGAACUGCCUUUUGGAGUGUGGGUUUGGUGUGUGGGGUUUAUCCGAUACAAGUGCAAUUCUUCAGUAUUUUUGUAACAGACUAACCGGGAGGAAAGUGUACGUAAAAUACAGCAAAAGAACAUAUCAUUUUAAAUUAGCGAUAGGAAAACAAACAGAUAUAAACCCCGAUAUAAACGCUACGCUAGCUAUAACAAUUAUGUACGUACAUACAUAUAUACAUAAACGUUUAUGUAAAUGUACCUACAACAAUGUGUAAUAAUCGUAUUGGUAAUUUGAUGUGUUUUUGUUGUUCGCAUGUCCUUUGGGUUUAAGCGGGUCAAGCGAGGGGCAUUUGUUGGGGUUUCAGAAUGAACUGCAAAAAGUGAACGUACAGGUAAAAAUUAUGGAAGAGGCUUAAGAGCUGACAGGAAAAUGGGAGAAUGAAAACGGCAAAACGAGCUUUGUAAAUACAAACGAAAGAAUCAUGAAAGAUCAUUGUUAAUGCCCGGGCUUUAAUUGUAAUUUAUAUUUUAUUUUCCAUAUAAUUUAUUAACGCAGCGAAAGCCACGCAAAUUGUAUAUCAAAAGUAGCAUUAGGUGCAACAAGUGUUUCAAAAACCAAUUGAAGGCGAACUUGUGCGGCAGAGAGUGCGACGCUAUCAUAUAGUACCAUAAUCAAACUUAAUAACUUAAACUAUAAUACCCACAAACAUAUUGAUAUGUGCAACAAAAGUAGCCGCUAUGUAAAUAGGAUUUAAAUACUAACCCAAACAGGCAAAACAGAAAUUUGUAACAACAUUCAAUUCAGUGUCCUCCAGCUUAAGCAAAAUGAAAUGUAUUAAAUAAAUGGAAAUACCAAAUA
Messenger RNA from Drosophila subobscura, 3953 nucleotides. RefSeq names its product probable nuclear hormone receptor HR38. NCBI's taxonomy places the organism in Eukaryota, Metazoa, Arthropoda, Insecta, Diptera, Drosophilidae. Gene Ontology annotation, molecular function: RNA binding. Gene Ontology annotation, cellular component: nucleus. The record is from RefSeq and is a predicted model, not a curated record.